AUGAGACAAGCUGAAGCCAUGAGAGAUUUAGAACAAAUUCAAUUAUAUGAUUGGAACCAUAUAAUAGAAUUUCUACAAGACUUUUAUGCCUUAGCAAGCACUUCAGGAAACUAUUUUUCUACAGAAUUAGGAGAAAGAUUAUUUACCAAAUUACCAGGACCAUUAGGUCAUGAAAUUCAAGAAAAUUGGAAGAAAAUAGAAGUUAAUAAUGAAUUUGAUAACAUUGGAAUAAGAAUACAAUACAUUAUUUUUGAAUUAAAAAAAAUUACUUAUAUCCAAAUUCAAAAAGAAUUAAAACAAAAGAAUGUAGGGUUCUGUAAACAAAUUUAUAGUCCUCAAUAA
Molecule: messenger RNA, 342 nt
Organism: Vicia faba (fava bean)
Lineage: Eukaryota; Viridiplantae; Streptophyta; Magnoliopsida; Fabales; Fabaceae
Source: the annotation of a GenBank genome assembly